This is a messenger RNA of Triticum aestivum (bread wheat), 1581 nucleotides long. RefSeq lists its product as uncharacterized. The coding region runs from base 678 to 1118 and encodes 146 amino acids. The record is from RefSeq and is a predicted model, not a curated record. The transcript has 3 exons. NCBI's taxonomy places the organism in Eukaryota, Viridiplantae, Streptophyta, Magnoliopsida, Poales, Poaceae.
CCCGCACGUACGACCGAGGUCUCUUGCCCUCGAGCGAGAAACAGUCGCCCAACUCUGUGCCCUCGUUCGCCGCCGCUGCCCUUCGUCCUCUCACCACCACCGCUAGAUCCCUUCGCCGCCGCUCGGUGCCGCCAGGCCCCGACCUCCUCCCCGGCUCCCGGCGCCGCCCGCCCCCCAUCUGCUCCCCCGAUCCCGGCUAAGCCCGGCCCCACCUUCUCUCUCACUCUUGGCGGUGAUCCCCGUGGUGUCCCCGGACCGGAGGCCGUCGAGGAUGUAGAGCGCCGGGAGCGCGGCGCCGACGAGGAACCCCCCAUGAUGUGCGCGGCGAGGAGGAGGCGCUCGGGGCGGAGGAAGACGGGCGCGGACGGGUUGGGCUUCCUGGGCGCUGCGGGAAGGUGAGCCUGGCUAGGAGGAGUAGGUAGGGAAAGGACGGCGGCUCGCCGGCAGGUCACCGGCGCCGGGAGGCGGCGAGGUCGUCUCUCUCGCUCGCCUCUCCCCUUCUCCCCAUCUCGCAUCUCCUUCUUGCACCGUCGGUGCUGCCGUCCAGUACGUGCCGCGGCGAUCCCCAUGAUGCGCUGGCCAUCUGAACCAGAUCGGCGCCGACGAGAAGUCUCUAAUGUCCCGUGCGGCGGCCACGGGUCCAUCUUAAGUCGGCGGCGAGCUAUGGUGAGGUACACAUGGCGCUGAUGGAUGCACUGUACAGGGGCGCCGCCGCCACUGAGCUGGCCACCGGCUUUUGCCUGUCGUGCUGCCGCGACGGGCACUCCCUCCUCGGCUUUGCCAGGGUCCUCCUGCCCUGCGUUUAUGUGCUGCUCCUCGUCAUCAUCUCCGUGGGUGGGUUCCUCCUCUGCAAUGCCCUUGAACCCCAUUCUCCAACCAUCUGGCAGCGUGCUGGACGUCGUCCUCCUCGACGCAGCCGUCCCCGACGAGCUCUCUUUGUCGGAGGAGGUGGGGCAGCAAGGCCUCCUAUCCUCCAGCGCGUGGACCGACGGCUGAGUCCUCCUGCUCUCCUAGCGUGGUCUGAACACCAUGGCAAUCUCAAUCUUGUUCGGCAUCCAAUGGCUCCUAAUUCUUUUACAACGGCUCUGCUCGGGAUUUGUGUCGAUGACGUCCAUUGACAAAGUGGUUCCAAGAGGUAGAGAGGCUGGUGCGGGACGUUGUGGAGAGUGACGUCAAAUGGGGGUCUGUCCGGGCAUCACUGCUGCUGGAGCUGCAGCGCCGGUACACGGAGAUCAACGGGAAGAGGGCCAUCAACGAGACCCGCAUGAGCCUCAUGGAGGAGGACCCAUAUGUACUAACAUACACAAGAUGACAGAGAAGUUCUCCGCUCUUCAGCUCAAAGUGAAGGAGGUGGAUGCAUUGCAGAAUCACUCCUCCAACAGGUGAACUAAUUAAUUUGCAUUGUCUUCUUUUUGAACUUAUUUCUGAAAGCAGUUUCUGAACUCUGAAAUUGUGUGACUAAUGCUGAAGUGAUAUGUUGUGUUAACUCCUUUUGAAUCUCUUGAUUCUUUUGAUUCUCUUAAAUCAUUGCAAUCUCUUGACCCGAGGGCUACCGAUGAGUCUCCGCGGCGGAUAUCCCCC